CACUGCUCCUGCAUUUGAAAAGUGUUGUCGUCUUUCAUUUCCAAUGCCUUCCCUGUCCCCCCUAAUCAUUUGACUGUUCUUGUGGCUUCUUCUUCUAUUCUCUACAUUCGAUCCUUUAUUUUCCUCCACUUUGCUCAAUUCGCCGAAAUUGAUUCACUUGUCCACGAGAACUGUAGACACGACCUCCCAUUAUCUCGCAUUCACGGAGUUAACUCCAUGUUAUGGUAUCGGAUAUGAGACUGUCUUAUUGUUGAACCCAAUUACCCUUUCUUGUUCAGUAUUUCCUUUCGUUACACCACUUUUUCUUUUCUUUUCUUUUCUUUUCCCUUUUUUAUUGCUACGUCGUGGCCAAUACUUCGAUCCUUCUCACCGGAUAUACGCCGUUUCCUCCCCUCAUUACUAAACCGGAAACUCACAGGGAGGGGUCCUCCACUAUAGCGGAAAUGGACUCUGCAUCAAGUACCGGUGUGAAUUUAGCCUCUGAUAUACGGCGCCGAAAUGUCCCGCAUACUGAGGGGCCUAGAAAGAAACCCGAUGGCACGGAGGAGAGCAAGCCUAAAUCCAAUUCACCAGUUUCCAUCCUAGAUAAUUGGGAACCCCUGAUAAUGCCCAUUCUGUUGACGGCUGUAGCUAUCUUCACUCGCAUGUACCGGAUUGGUCGCUCGAAUAUCGUGACUUGGGAUGAAGCGCACUUUGGCAAGUUUGGGUCACAUUACUUGAAACGUGAGUUCUACUUCGACGUACACCCGCCGCUGGGGAAAAUGCUUGUCGGCUUGUCGGGUUAUCUUGCCGGUUACAAUGGGUCGUUCGAGUUCAAAUCCGGUGAUAAAUAUCCGGAAGAAGUCAAUUAUACUUUUAUGCGCGUCUUUAACGCUGCAUUCGGCGUCGCGUGCGUGCCACUUGCUUAUUAUACAGCACGAGAACUUGGCUUUCGCAGAGCUACUAUCUGGCUCGUGAGUUUGAUGGUGCUCCUUGAUAACUCAUACGCAACCAUCUCAAGGUUUAUAUUACUGGAUUCCAUGCUGCUCUGUUUCACGUUCACUACCACCUUCUGCUGGGCAAAGUUUCACCGACUACAACAUGCGAGUUUCUCUAUUGAGUGGUUUGCCUGGCUAUUCCUGACCGGGAUAAGCAUUGGCUGUGUGUGCAGUGUGAAGUGGGUAGGCUUCUUUUGCACAGCGCUUGUAGGCCUCUAUACGAUCGAGGAUCUAUGGAACAAAUUUGGCGAUCUAAAGAUGUCAGAGGUCGUCCUUGCCAAGCAUCUCAUGGCUCGUGUGGUGGGGCUGAUCAUUAUACCCGUUUUGGUUUAUGUAUUUUCAUUCUACCUGCAUUUCUUGGUUCUGGAAAAUAGUGGACCGGGCGACGCCCAAAUGAGUUCACUUUUCCAGGCUAAUCUGAGAGGAACUGAGGUCGGGAAAGAUAGCCCCCUGGAAAUUGCUCUUGGUUCUAGAGUCACACUGAAGAACAUGGGUUACGGCGGUGGGCUUCUCCAUUCGCAUAUCCAGACAUACCCUGAGGGGUCCACCCAGCAACAGGUUACCUGCUAUCACCAUAAGGACGCCAACAACGACUGGUUCAUCUACCCAAGCCGCCGCGAGCCAGAGUAUGAUCCGAGUGCGCCUCUAAAGUUUGUAGGUGAUGGUGAUGUCAUUCGUCUUAUUCAUGGACAGACAGGCCGAAAUUUGCACUCUCAUGUUAUUUCUGCACCCAUUACCAAGUCACACUACGAAGUCUCAUGCUAUGGCAAUAUCACUAUCGGUGAUGAUAAAGAUCAUUGGUUGGUUGAGGUUGUUGAUGAUGUUGCAUCGAAGGAUAGAAGUAAAAUCAGGACUCUUACCACUGCUUUUCGCUUGCGACAUCCUGUCCUGGGUUGUUAUUUACGAGCAGGCAACGUUAAUCUCCCCCAAUGGGGCUUCAAACAGAUUGAAACCACAUGCGUGAAGGAGAACAAACCGAGCGAUGUUUACACACACUGGAAUGUCGAGUCUCAUGCUAACGAUCGGCUUCCACCGGGUGAUCCGGGAUCCUAUAAGUCGCCUUUCAUGAAAGACUUCAUCCAUUUGAAUGUUGCCAUGAUGACAUCCAAUAAUGCGUUGGUUCCCGACCCAGAUAAGCAAGAUGAUCUCGCCUCAAAAUUUUGGCAGUGGCCUAUACUUAAUGUUGGGCUCCGGAUGUGCUCCUGGGACGACAAUACGAUCAAAUACUAUCUCCUUGGCAACCCAUUCGUUUACUGGGGAAGUACAAUUAGCCUUGGAGUCUUUGGGCUCUUGGUAUUAUGGUAUCUCGUGCGCUGGCAGCGAGGCUACAAUGAGCUUUCCCAGGCAGAUAUUAACCAUAUCCAUUAUUCUGGCUUGUACCCAGUCAUUGGAUGGAUUCUGCAUUAUCUGCCUUUUAUUGUCAUGGGAAGAGUGACGUAUGUUCAUCAUUACUACCCAGCACUGUACUACGCCAUUCUUACCUUUGGCUUCUGUGUUGACUGGCUCACGCAAACAAUGAAUGCUAAAUCCAGCUGGAUGAUCUAUUCUUUACUUUAUGCUAUCAUAGUUGGAAUGUUUGUGCACUUCCGCGUGAUUGUGUUUGGCAUUGAAGGUUCAAGUCAACAGUGGGGUCAUUUGGACUGGCUGAGCGGCUGGCGCAUCGCCAAUUAAAACACCUUGCCUCUUCUGUCAUUCCCUCCUGCUGUCUACUUUUCUUUCCUCUUUUGUCUCCCUAUACUUUGUUUUACCUUCCUUCUUUAUUAUCGCCCUACCGCUGCUUUCAGUCCCCCUUGAUUCCAUUGUAUUGCUAUUAAAUUACUAGGUACCUUUACUAUGGUUUAUGUAGCACAUCAUCGGCCAUGUCGGCGAUAUCAAUGAAGUUUUUAAUUUACCAUGUCAAA
Molecule: messenger RNA, 2878 nt
Organism: Aspergillus pseudonomiae
Lineage: Eukaryota; Fungi; Ascomycota; Eurotiomycetes; Eurotiales; Aspergillaceae
Gene: pmt2
Product: protein O-mannosyl transferase
Exons: 5
Coding region: 444-2648 (734 amino acids)
Biological process (GO): protein O-linked glycosylation via mannose
Cellular component (GO): membrane; endoplasmic reticulum
Molecular function (GO): dolichyl-phosphate-mannose-protein mannosyltransferase activity
Source: RefSeq, a predicted model, not a curated record